Molecule: messenger RNA, 1551 nt
Organism: Ogataea philodendri
Lineage: Eukaryota; Fungi; Ascomycota; Pichiomycetes; Pichiales; Pichiaceae
Exons: 1
Coding region: 1-1551 (516 amino acids)
Biological process (GO): transmembrane transport
Cellular component (GO): plasma membrane
Molecular function (GO): transmembrane transporter activity
Source: RefSeq, a predicted model, not a curated record
AUGUCUGACUCAAACUAUUACCAACAGCAGCCUCAACAGGGCAUGAAUGCCCCUCCUCCGCAGUAUAAUCAAAAUGGCAAUGACUUAUCAGCAAAUGAAAAGUUGAACCAAAACUACCAUUACGACCGCCCUCCUCAGCCUCUGCCGGGGAAAGAUACCUUUGAUGAGACCUUCAAGGUGGAGAAACCGAAAUACAACGAUAUUCCGUUCGCCAUUCUGUUUCUGGCCACUGUUGCUGGAUUUUUCGUGGUUGCUGGUAUUACAUUAAGACACUAUGCCACCUCGUACUCCUACGAAGGUUCCUCGAUUUAUAACUCCACCAACUCGUUUUCUUUGAACACCAACACGGUGGUGUUGUUUGCAUUUGUCAUUGUGGUUGCAUUGGUUUUAUCCCUUGGAACUAUUGCGGUUGCACGUAUAUUUCCACGGCAAUUCAUCACCAUCUCAUUAAUUUUGAACGUCAUUCUGGGACUGGGUACUGCCAUUGCCUAUCUGGUCAAGGGAUACUACUCUGCAGGUGUUGUUUUCCUUGUUUUCACUGCAAUCACUGCAUUCUCGUAUUGGUGUAUGAGAAGCAGAAUCCCUUUUAGUGCGACCGUCAUGACCAUCAUCAUUGAUGUCAUGAAACAACACCCAAGUACGUGGAUUAUCACGGGAAUUGGAUUUAUUGUCGUGGGUGCCUUUUCUGCAUUGUUUUCUGCUACCGUGGUUGCCAGUUACAUGAAAUGGGGAGACCAAACUUCUGGUAGCUCGAACCACUCCAAGCUGGUUGGACUGCUGGUGUUUGUUUUCUUUGCUGGCUACUACAUCACCGAGGUGUUGAAAAACGUGAUCCAUGUCACGGUCAGCGGAAUUUAUGGUACUUGGUACUAUCUCUCGAAAUCUGACGGAGGUAUGCCAAGAUUCCAAGCAUUGGGAGCUUUGAGAAGAGCCCUUACUUACUCUUUUGGAUCCAUUUGUUUCGGUUCCUUGAUUGUCACUUUGAUUCAACUUUUGCGCCAGGGAGUCCAGAUUGUCAGACAAAAUGCCUUGAACAACGGCGAGGCUAUACAGGCAUGUUUGCUACUGUGCGUUGAAUGUUUCAUCUACGUGAUCGAGUGGUUCGUCAGAUACUUCAACCAUUACGCGUACUCGUAUGUGGCCUUGUACGGUAAGAGUUAUUUGAAGUCCGCAAGAGACACGCACUUCAUUUUCAGCUACAAAGGAAUGGAUGCCCUGGUUAACGAUUGUUUGAUCGGUACGGCUCUCACAAUGUACAGUACCUUUGUUGCUUACGUUGGCGCGCUUUUGGCAUAUCUCUAUCUACGGUUCACCAAGCCUGGAUAUAAUACCGAAGGCACGUACAAUGCACCGGUUGUUGCGUUCACUUUCCUGAUUUCCAUGCAAAUCUGCAAUGUUAUCGGUUCGGUGAUCAGAUCAGGAACGUCUACAUUUUUCCUUGCUCUUGCGAAGGAUCCAGAAGUUUACCAGGCUAGCUAUCCCGACAGAUUCAAUGAGGUGUUCAGAGACUAUCCUCAAGUGCUGGAGAAAAUCCGCACGCGUGAUGAUUGA